AUGGCAGGACAGGCUGUGGGUUCACAGACAGCUUCUUUGGCCGUGGCUGGACUGGCAGAGAGUUCAAAGGCAGACGCCGCUUUGGGAGGUUCUGCAGCACAAGCCGCCACCUCAGGAGGAGCUGGAGUGGACGCCGCCUCUUCGGGAGGUUCUGCAGCAGAUGCCAUCACCUCGGGAGGAGCUGGACUCACUAGAGUCAUUGGAACAGAAAACGGCACUCCAGGCCAUGACGAUGGAACUGGAGUCAUUGGAACAGGGAACGGCACUCAUGGCCGUGACGAGGGAACUGGAGCGGACUCAAUGACUGGUGCGGGCUCUGGAGCUGAUUCAAGGACUGGAGCAGUCUCGGAAGUGGAUUCAAGGACUGGUGAAGGCUCGGAACUGGAUUCGGGGACUGGAAUGGACACCACCACCUCUGGAAACACGGCAGCGGGUGCCACCACUUCAGGAGAUUUCGCAGCGGAUGCCACUGCCUCUGGGGUUUCAGCAAUGCUGUAUGCAACCCAGACACACCAUAAAGCGAUCCCCAUAAUGGGAAGCGCUGCAGACACGGAAAUCACUUCUGGGAAAGAAGGGCUUGAGAGCUUAGGGAUACCAGCUACGCAUGCUGACACCAGCAGUUCUCCACGCUUGAUGCCAGUCUGGGAUACUUAG
Molecule: messenger RNA, 654 nt
Organism: Sinocyclocheilus grahami
Lineage: Eukaryota; Metazoa; Chordata; Actinopteri; Cypriniformes; Cyprinidae
Product: putative per-hexamer repeat protein 5
Exons: 1
Coding region: 1-654 (217 amino acids)
Source: RefSeq, a predicted model, not a curated record